Molecule: messenger RNA, 1353 nt
Organism: Fragaria vesca subsp. vesca
Lineage: Eukaryota; Viridiplantae; Streptophyta; Magnoliopsida; Rosales; Rosaceae
Product: shikimate O-hydroxycinnamoyltransferase-like
Exons: 2
Coding region: 1-1353 (450 amino acids)
Molecular function (GO): acyltransferase activity, transferring groups other than amino-acyl groups
Source: RefSeq, a predicted model, not a curated record
AUGGCCAAGGUCAAAAUCAUUUGCACACGAACAGUCGUGAGCACGAAACCUGUUGAGGUCGAAAAAUGCCACUCUUUAUCGGUUCUUGACCGAAUAAUGGAGAAGAAACACCUUAGAAUGGUGUUGUAUUACGCAUCAAUGGGUGUGCCAGAGCCCGGUGAAGUCACUAGGAGGCGUAGAGAGUCCAUUUCGGAUGCGCUUACAAGUUUUCCGAUAAUGACAGGCCGGUUGGCGAGGAAUGAGAGAGGGCAGUGGACAUCGAAGUUCAAUGACGCUGGAGUGAGAAUGGUGGAAGUUAGGGCUAAAGGGAGUUUGGAGGAGUGGCUAAGAAAUGUGGAUAGGGAGAAAGAGCUUAUGCUUGUCUAUUGGGAAGAAAUGGACCACCGUCCCUUGUUAUGGUCUACAUUUUAUGUGCAGCUUACCGAAUUUGAGGACGGUGGUUUAGCAAUUGGGUUAAGUUGCAAUCAUCUUCUGGCAGAUCCAACUUCUGCAACUAUGUUCCUCAAAGCCUGGGCCGACGCAAGCUUCCCUGGAAAGCUGUUGCAGCCACCAUUUUUCCACCCACUGCUGCCACGGAGGUCCGGAAACAAAAAACUCGAUCACAAACCGUAUACCUCCUUGAUCAACCACUACAAAGACUCCAUCAAGAAUUCUAUGCAGCUUCCGGCAAACAAAAGUCACACAACUGUUGCCUUUGCCUUCUCGGACUCCAUGGUUCGGGCCUGCAUUGCCAUGGCCCAGCCCAUUGGUGCGACCAACAGAUCCAAACCAUCACCCUUCGAGGCCCUAGCUGGGCUCUUCUGGUUCUGCAUUAGCAAGGUGAAAGGAAUUGGAAAUGAGCUAAUCAACAUGUCUAUAUGCAUGGAUAUGAGAACGGUUUUAGGUUUGGAUAAAGGUUUCUUUGGAAAUUGCAUGGUUUAUAACAAAGUGCAUCAAGAGGGUUUCCAAGGAAACAACUUAUCAGAAGCUGUGAGUUCUAUAGGUGAAGUGGUCGCAAAAAUGGACUGCGAAGGCAUCAUGGAUUUGAUAGAGUGGCUCGAACAUACUGAUGAUCAAUGUCCUUUGUUGAUGAACGAUUCUGAUCUCAUUUGUGCUAGCUUAGAGGCCGUAGACCCGUUUUCAACAGUUUUCGAAGACGGGAAUGCACCCAUUCGCGUGUCGUAUUAUGUGGAGCCAGUGUUAAGGUUAGGACAGGUUCUAAUUUUUCCGGCAAAGCCAGGAGAUGGUGAAUUGAGUAGGGUGGUAAUGGUUACACUUCCACAUGAUGAGAUGGCCAAGUUACAUGAAGAUGAGCUUGUUCGACGCCUUUCUCCGACUAUCUUCACAGACAUGCAUAAAAUAAAAACCAGCUAA